This is a messenger RNA of Rhinocladiella mackenziei CBS 650.93, 1017 nucleotides long. RefSeq lists its product as uncharacterized. The record is from RefSeq and is a predicted model, not a curated record. Lineage: Eukaryota; Fungi; Ascomycota; Eurotiomycetes; Chaetothyriales; Herpotrichiellaceae. Bases 1 to 1017 code for a protein of 338 amino acids. The transcript has 2 exons. Gene Ontology annotation, molecular function: arylformamidase activity.
AUGAUCGCACCUGGUGAUAUCCCGGAGUUCGACUCCUUGCCCAAGGUUGGCCAAAUGCCACAGGGCUGCGCCUGGGGCCUUUUCGAUAGCAAUUGCCAAAAAGAUCGCCUAGGCUGUCUCAAUUUUUUGACUCCGGAGGUGGUGCAAAGGGCGUCCAAAGAAGUUCGUGAUGGCGUUUCUAUCUCGCUCAACUGGCCCAUGGGUGCGAUUAGAACGCCACCGUUCGGACGCAAAGGCCUUGGACAUAAAAUCCACACGUUUAAAGACAGCCCAUAUAAUGUGUGGUCGCUCGAAGAUGAAGUUGAAUUCAACACCCAAAGUUCCAGUCAGUGGGACAGCCUCGUCCAUUUCUACCAUCAGCCUACCGGCCUGGCAUACAACGGCAUCCGACCGGUCAAGUCGAAAUUGGCAGAAAAGUUUGAAAACGAAGUACAACUACCAACGCUCGACCUUUGGCAUGCACGGGGCGGUAUGGCCGGGCGGGGAGUCCUACUAGACUACAGAGCGUGGGCAGAAGCUAAAGGGAUUUCAUACAACUGUUUCGACAGCCACAUCAUUACCAUCUCUGAUCUCGAGUCCAUUGCUGAAUAUCAAGGCACGAAAUUGCUCUUUGGCGAUAUUCUUGUCAUCAGAUCAGGGUAUACUGAAGACCUUGGUGCAGCGGACGCCGACGAGCAACAAAGAUUUCUCAAUACAGGGAGAGCUAUUGGUAUCGAAGGAAAUAUCAAUUCUGCAAAGUGGAUUUGGAAUCACCACUUUUCUGCAGUGGCAGGAGAUAUGCUGGCCUUUGAGGUAACACCACCACGCAUAGGUAACCGUGAGGGAGGCAUUGCCGACCUAGUACUGCAUCAAUACCUUCUCGGUCUUUUUGGCGUGUCUAUUGGCGAACUAUGGGACCUCAAGACCUUAGGGGAGUACUGCAAGAAAGCGGGAAGGUAUGAAUUCUUUCUCACAAGUGUGCCAUUAAACAUACCGGGGUUGGUAGCCUCACCACCCAAUGCGCUUGCCAUAUUAUGA